Messenger RNA from Magallana angulata, 871 nucleotides. RefSeq lists its product as uncharacterized. NCBI's taxonomy places the organism in Eukaryota, Metazoa, Mollusca, Bivalvia, Ostreida, Ostreidae. The transcript is spliced from 5 exons. The coding region runs from base 39 to 536 and encodes 165 amino acids. The record is from RefSeq and is a predicted model, not a curated record.
CCCAUUCUAUUUGUACAAUAACAUUUACUACACUCUACAUGGAUAAGAAAUGUCUAAAAAGCAUGAAGAUGUACUGCCUAAAUAAUAUGUGUUUUGUUUUUCAACUGUCGUCUCUUUUCCUUUUAAUGCUUUUGAAGGAGGGAUUAGCCUGUGGUGUUCCUCCUGCAGUACCCAGCCUAGAUAUGAAUAUAUCAGUGGUUGGCGAGUUUACACCGGGUACUGUUUUUCAUUUCAAGUGCAACUCAACAUCUAAAUUGGACCGCCACCACGACACAGAAAGGGUGACGAUGUUAUGCUUGGAGAAUAACACGUGGACCAUUCGCGGGGCGGAGAAUUGUAAACCAGAAAAGUGUUACAUUGCGGCGGCCAUCCUUCUGACGUCACUAGUUCUUGCGGUGUCUGGUGCGGUGAGUUACAUCUUGACCAUGAUCGUUAUUAGAGUCCUUGAAAGAAAAUCGAGGGGAGUGUACCGUCCCGUUAAAGGAUAUGCUGCCGAUCUUUCCCAGCAUCAGCCAUUGUUAAAAAUGAAGAUCUAAAAAAUCCAGCUUUUGUGUGUUGGAGGAGGAGGAGGAGGAGGAGGAGCAGAGAUAUCUGUUUAUCACACAUAAUUUUAUGUUAUCUAAUUAAUUUUUUAUUUGACUUAUUCUAAUCCAAAAUAUUUUGCAAUUUUUAAAUCACAAAAUGAUACAUGUAUAUAUGCUUUGUAGUUUUAGCAUACAGCCAAUUUCUAUGUUUAUCACAUGAUAAGGGAAACAUUUCUGAAAUUAAAAAAAAAAUUAACGUAGUUUUCGUUUUGAUUUCAUUCUUUAAACACCAAAAAUACAAUCAGAUCUGCGUCAAAAAAAUAAAAUAAAAAAACGUACAUUUACAU